Messenger RNA from Lotus japonicus, 2156 nucleotides. Its product is annotated as RNA demethylase ALKBH9B-like. Gene Ontology annotation, biological process: mRNA catabolic process. Gene Ontology annotation, molecular function: demethylase activity; mRNA binding. The coding region runs from base 74 to 1747 and encodes 557 amino acids. Lineage: Eukaryota; Viridiplantae; Streptophyta; Magnoliopsida; Fabales; Fabaceae. The record is from RefSeq and is a predicted model, not a curated record. The transcript has 6 exons.
CAUCAGAGAAAACGAGAAUCGUGUUCUAUUGCGGUGACCUCUUUCUUUCUCUUUCAGUUUGUUCACCAUCGCCAUGGAUGAACACCACCAACAACCUCAACCUAACAUCGACCCUUUCCUCGUGAAUUAUCAACCUUCUGAGCUUCGAAUCGCUUCUGAGUUUCUUAACACAUGGCUUCCCUUUCUCACCAAAGAUCUCUGCCGCCGCUGCUCCCAGUCGCUCUCCGAUCGCAUCCGCUCCAUCGACCCAGAGUCUAAGAGCCAGGACAACACCGUUAUCGCCGGGGAUUCCAUUGUUCAAUCGGGCGAGGCUAGUGAUGAGUGUGACGAGAAUUGUGACUCGCAUUCUCUUGGGAGUUGGAAGGAUGUGGCGGCGGGGAACUCUGUCUCGGUGGUGGAGGUUCCGAGUCUGAGGAUGUCUUGGGCUGAUAUGGCUCAGGAGGAUGAUGAGUUCGGCGAAGAUUCGCAUGAAGAGGAUAAUAGCAGUGCCAAUGUUGUUGUGUUUGGUUCAAUUCCCUGUGAAACCAAGGUUUCUGUUCGUGAGAAGCCUACUCUGUCGAGGGAGCAGAGGGAGCACAUUCGAUUCAUGAAUGUGAGGCGGGAGAAGGACUUCAUAUGUUUUGAGAGGGUUAAUGGGAAGCUUGUGAACAUUCUUCAAGGACUUGAACUCCACACUGGUAUUUUCAGUGCUGCUGAACAGAAGAGAAUAGUUAGUUAUGUAACUUCACUGCAGGAGAUGGGGAGAAAUGGAGAAUUAAAAGGUCGGACAUUUUCAGCUCCUCAAAAGUGGAUGAGGGGCAAGGGACGCCAAACUAUCCAAUUUGGGUGCUGUUAUAAUUAUGCAGUGGAUAGAGAUGGUAAUCCACCUGGUAUUCUUAAGACUGCUACAGUAGAUCCUAUACCUGAUCUUUUCAAGGUCAUCAUUCGACGCCUGGUCAAGUGGCACGUACUACCUCCUACUUGUGUGCCUGAUAGUUGUAUUGUGAAUAUCUAUGAAGAAGGGGACUGCAUACCUCCACACAUAGACAACCAUGAUUUUGUUCGACCAUUUUGCACCGUCUCAUUUCUUAGCGAGUGCGAUAUACUUUUUGGAUCCAACUUAAAGAUUAUAGGUCCUGGUGAAUUUGAUGGCUCAAUGGCUAUUCCCCUACCUGUUGGAUCUGUACUUGUCUUAAAUGGAAAUGGAGCUGAUGUAGCUAAGCACUGUGUACCUGCUGUUCCUACAAAAAGGAUAUCAAUCACAUUUAGAAGAAUGGAUCCAGCCAAGCGGCCUCUUUGGUUUGUUCCAGAACCUGAUCUUCAGGGGAUCCAGCCAUUGGCCUAUGAAGGUGAGCUGGAAAAGAAGUCAAGUGAACAAAAACAUAAUCGUCAUACGAAGAGACAUAACGACGGGAGGGGUGGCAGGAAUGAUGCAACAGGAUCUGCAACUAGAAAUGAUAGAUUCUCGGAGCCUCGUGGUGAUAGAUUCUCGGAGCCUCGUGGUGAUAGAUUCUCGGAGCCUCGUGGUGAUAGAUUCUCAGAGCCUCGUGGGUCGACUCAAAGUCGGUCUGCAGCUAGAGGUGAUAGAUUCUCAGAGCCUCGUGGCGAUAGAUUCUCGGAGCCUCGUGAUUCAAGUCAAAGUCGAUCUGCAACUAGAAGUGAUAGAUUCUCGGAGCCUCGUGGUGAUAGAUUCUCGGAGCCUCGUGAUUCAACUCAAAAUCCCCGAAGACCUGCAAAUAGGUGGAGUCGGGUGAGGCCUGGUAGUUGACAGGUGUCGUGUUAACACCCAUGUGUUGGUUAUGUUCAUGCAAUCCUUCUUCAUACACAACUGGUUUGUCAUGGAGGUUUCUUCAGCUUGCUUUCUGAGAAAGCUUAAGCAGCAGAAAUUUUACUAUAUACCUUUGUGCUCAAGUUGGUUAGUCUGGUGCUGUUUUGUAUCUUUAUUUCAUAAGUCACAGGCGCUAGUGUAUAUUUGAGUGAGUUUGCAAGUCAAUAAUGGUUGCAAUUUGGUCAGAGAUUGUGAUUCUUCAGUUUUUUUAGUACCAAGCUAGAAUGUGGCUGGGUUAUAUAUGAACGUAAAAUUUGUUUUUAGCUUGAUACUUUGUAGUUUAUACCAUUCCUGAUGACUUGUAUAAAAUAUUGAUUAUUGAGGUGAAUAAUGGUUGCUUUGUGAGUCA